AUGAGAAGGAAGCUAAGAAAUGGAAAGGUGGCCCGCGCUGGGAUAUGCCCAGGCGCGGGCGAAAUCGCUGGAGCGCUGAGGCAGUCGCGCGCGGCUAAGUCCCCACUGCAAGGGCGGGCUAGCGGCGCGCGCCCGAAAACCGCCGGCGCCGGCGCGCUGAGGCACUCGCGCGCGCCUAAGUCCCCACCACAGGGGCCAGGCUAGCAGGCGCGCGCAACGACCGAGGCGCCCCUGUCGAGCUGAGAGUGGACUCUUCACAGGUUACACGGCGACGGGCACCGACCACUGCGUAUACUCUUGGCUCGAUGAUCGUCAAUGUCCACACUACAUCGCACUGUACGUCGACGACCUCCUGAUGAUCAGCCCGGAACUGGCCGAAAUCGAACGUGUCAUCUCAGGCCUGGACCAACGCUACGGAGUCAAGCGCCUCGGCCCGGCCGAGUAUAUCCUCGGCAUCCAGAUCAGGCGGUUCGACGACGGCUCUAUCGCCCUAUCCCAGGAACGGUACAUCAUGGACGUGCUCGCUCGGUUCCACUUCGACACCACGACUCGCGGCACUACAGUUCCGAUGACUCCCGGCCUUUCGCUCACUGCUAUCCCGGGUCAAGGCACCGAACGGAUCAGGUCAUGGUAUCUGCAGGCUAUCGGCUCGCUCCUCUACAUUUCGCUCGGUACCCGCCCUGACAUCGCCUUCGCCGUGUCCUACCUGGCCCGCUUCGCCAACAACCCCGGUCGUCGUCAUUGGAUUGCGGUCAAGCACAUCCUACGCUAUCUCCGGGCCACGUAUCGCAACGAACUCGUGUAUGCUCGCGGCCAGGCUCGCAUCACGGGUGUGGUAGGCUACUCCGACGCGAACUGGGGGGCCUGCAUCGACACAUCGGUGUCCACCAUGGGCUACGUCUUCUACAUCGCUGGCUCGGCCGUGUCCUGGUCGUCCAAACGCCAGUCUCGAGUUGCCGAUUCGACCACCGACGCUGAAUACCUCGCCCUCUCGCAUGCUGGCAAGGAAGGGAUUUACCUCAGUCAGCUGCUCGAAGAGCUCCAUGUACAACCUGUUGCACCGGCUCACAUCUUUACUGACAACGAAGCCGCUGCUGCAGUUGCUCACGAUCCUGUCCGCGUCUCUGGCACUCGGCACAUACGCUUGCGUGAGCACUUCGUUCGGGACAUGGUGAAUCGGGGCGACAUCUCUCUCUCGCAUGUGGGUACCAGCGACAUGGUGGCCGACAUCUUCACCAAGGCUCUCGGCCCAAAGGUCUUCUCAACGCACUGCUACGCCCUCGGCCUUCGCACUCGACACCCGCGGCUUGGGUCUGCCUCGCAUUCGCGUGGGGGGGGGUGUGAAGAGUCCACUCUCAGCUCGACAGGGGCGCCUCGGUCGUUGCGCGCACUUGCUAGCCCGCCCCCGGCGGUGGGGACUUAG
Molecule: messenger RNA, 1423 nt
Organism: Microbotryum saponariae
Lineage: Eukaryota; Fungi; Basidiomycota; Microbotryomycetes; Microbotryales; Microbotryaceae
Source: the annotation of a GenBank genome assembly